AUGAUUGUUCUUUCCUACAAUUUGAGGGGGUGUGGGAGUGCAGCCAAGAGGAAGUGCCUUCGUGAUCUCAUUCGUUCUGUUCAGGUUGAUAUUUGCUUUAUUCAAGAAUCUAAAUUGUGUAACUUUGAUUCUGUGAAUGUUCAAUCCUUGUGGGGGGAGAGUGAUAUGGAGUGGAGUGCUAAUUGGGCUGUGGGGAGGUUUGGAGGUAUUAUCACGAUGUGGAAGGUUGGUUUAUUUAAAGUGCUCUAUAGCUUCACUGGUGAUGGUUUCUUGGGGAUUGCGGUGAAUUGGAAAGGGAAGCGUGUGUACGUGGUUAAUGUUUAUGCUCCGCGCACCCUUGAUAAGAAGAAGGAGAUGUGGAAGAGUAUGAGGGAGAUGCGAUAUAGAUUUCAAGAGGGAGAGUGGUACUGUUUUAGGGGUGAUUUCAACGUCGUGAGUAAUAGAGGGGAGCGAUUAGGCAUUGGUGUUCAGAUUAAUGGUGGAGAAAUUCUGGGUUUCAAUGAGUUCAUUUCCGCCAUGGAGCUUAUUGACCUUCCGGUUCUAGGCAAUCGCUUCACUUGGUUCAAUUUGGCUGGAACUGCUUGUAGUAGGAUCGAUAGGUUCUUGGACAGUUGGAAGUCUUUGUCCAAUAUUCAUGGCAGACCCGGGUAUAUCUUAAAGGAGAAGUUGUCUAAGCAGAAGAAUAUGAUCAGGACUUGGAACAAGGAGGUGUUUGGUAUUUUAGAUUUAGAUGUCAACAAAGCUAUUAGUAGUCUGAAUAAGCUGGAUUCAAUGGUGGCUGACAUGGAGAGGAGCACUUGUGUUGACGUGAGUGAAGCCAGGGGUGUAGCCUCUAAAGCUAUGGUUAUGAAAGGUAGACGGAGGAGGAAUAACAUAGUUGGGCUGAGUUCUGCAAGGGGUGAUUUGUCGGAGGUGGAGGAUAUUAGAUCUAAAAUUAUGAAUCACUUUGCGAAUAGAUUCGUGGAGAGUGAAGAGAUUCGUCCGUUGCUUGAUGGUGUGUCUUUCAAUUGUUUAACUGCCGAGGAUUGUGUCUAUUUGGAGGCUCUGUUUUCUCUUGAGGAGAUUAAGGAUGCAGUGUGGCUCAGGGAUUGCGAGAAAAGCCCAGGACCUGACAGUUUUCCAUUGAGCUUCCUGAAAUUCUGUUGGAGUUUCGUAGGCCAAGAAGUUAUGAGGUUUGUCCAAGACUUCCAUAGAAGAGGUAAAUUGCCCAAGGCAAUUACGGCUUCGUUCUUGGCGUUAACUCCAAAAAUUAAUAAUCCUCAAAGGGUGGAAGAAUUCAAGCCCAUAUGCCUCAUUGGUUGCCUUUAUCGUUUGCUGUCUAAAUUAUUGGCUGGAAGGCUGAAUAAGGUGAUGGGGAAACUGGUCUCUCCAACUCAAACGACGUUUAUCGAAGGUAGGCAAAUGAUGGAUGGAGUUGUUGUGUUGAAUGAGAUUGCUGAUUUUGCGAGGAGGAAUAGAAGAGAAUGCUUGAUUCUGAAAAACGAUUUUGAAAAAGCAUACGAUUGUGUCUCUUGGAGUUAUCUAAAAUACAUGUUCAAGCGAAUGGGGUUUGGGAGCAAAUGGUGUGGGUGGAUGGAAGCGAUGGUUUUCUCAAGUAAUAUCUCUGUGCUCGUGAAUGGCUGUCCAACAGCGGAAUUUGCAGCUUCUCGUGGUCUCCGGCAGGGGGAUCCCAUGUCCCCGUUUCUUUUCCUUCUUGCCACUGAGGGUCUGUCUGGUUUAAUGUGGAACGCAAGAGAGGUUGGGGGUUUCCAGGGGUUUCAUUUCAACCAACAGAUUUACGUUGAGCUGUUGCAAUUCGCGGAUGAUACGGUAAUGCUGCUAUACGGUAUCAAUGUUGGGGAUGAUGCUUUACUUGCAGCUGCUAAUUUCCUUCCUUGCGCGAUUGGCAGCAUGCCGUUUCUGUUUCUGGGCCUUCAUGUAGGUGCUAAUCAUAGGAGAAAAGAUACUUGGAAGCCGGUUUACAACAAUUUGAAAAAAAGGGUAGCUUCUUGGCAGGGCAAGCAUAUCUCUCUCGGUGGCAAGUUAUCUUUCUUCAAAGCUCCUAGGGUGGUGUGGGAGGAAAUCAUUAGAAUUCAACGCUCGUUUCUGUGGGGUAAACCGAAGGAAGACAAAAGGAGGAUGGCGUGGGUUAAUUGGGACAAAGUUUACAGGCAGUGUGUGUGGUCUGAUAUUAUGACGUUUACACAUGGCAAUAGUGAGCAUUGUAUCCACGACGAGAUUUCGAAUUAUAGUUUGAAAAAAACUUCUCUCUGGUGGCGCGAUAUUAGAGCUGUUUGUAGGAGUCAAAGAAAUGAUCAAUUUUGGUUUUUAGAUGCUGUGUCUCGUAAUGAUGAUGGUUCGGUUGAGUGGGGCAGCGGCAACGAGGAAUUUUCAGUCAAAGACGCGUAUAAAAGAUUGUAUGCAACGCUGAGUGGGGUUAAUAGUUUGGGGGAGUUCAAGGUGCAUGCUAUUCAUAAUGUGUGGAGGGCAAAGGUUCCUGAGAAUAUCAAAUGCUUCGAAUGGCGGUUUAUUCUUAAUAGUAUGCCUACUAGAGAUGAAUUACGGCGAAGAGGUGUUCUUCAUGGAGGGGAUCAAGUGUUAUGUCCUUUAUGUAACAGUGCUACUGAACAUAAAGAGCACCUGUUCCUUAUGUGUGUUGAGUCCGACAAGGUUUGGAAGAUGGUGCUCCGAUGGCUGCUAGGAGAAGACAUGGAUAUUGGAAUAGGAAACUUGGAGCUUGAUGUUGUAGAGCGUUUUGAUGAUUGUUUGGAGGUGUGUGUGCGUGCGCCGUUUGUCUACUUUUUCUGGUUGUUAAUUUCUUGA
Molecule: messenger RNA, 2802 nt
Organism: Vicia villosa (hairy vetch)
Lineage: Eukaryota; Viridiplantae; Streptophyta; Magnoliopsida; Fabales; Fabaceae
Exons: 6
Coding region: 1-2802 (933 amino acids)
Source: RefSeq, a predicted model, not a curated record